Messenger RNA from Seminavis robusta, 1758 nucleotides. The record is from the annotation of a GenBank genome assembly. Lineage: Eukaryota; Bacillariophyta; Bacillariophyceae; Naviculales; Naviculaceae.
AUGGUGGCCAAGAUGUUUCGCAGGACGAAAAGUGAGGCGGUGCUUCAGGACAAUGCUACCUUGAAGAGGUCGAACUCUCUCAAGGAGCUGAUGAACAAGUCUCCUGCACCCAAGGUGCGAAGGUCCAGCUCGGUGACCAACUUGUUGCGCCGCAGCAGUCUUCGCAAGAGCAACAAGGAUGAGAAACCGGUCGAAACCGUUGAACUUUUCGACUCUCCCAAGAAGAGCAAGAAGGGUCGCCGUUUGUCGGGUAAGGCCUUGUCCAAGUCUUUGAGGAACCUCUUUUCUACCUCCAAGUCCAAGUUGAACAACAAAGAGGAACCAGUGCCCCUGGUCGAGGUGUCUCCUGCUACCCCCAACAGGACUGUUCCCGCUGCCUUUGAAGACUCGACUCGCACGGCCGACAUGACAGACUCUUUCGAGACUCGAUCUGGCGGUUCAGACAGUGGCGGCUCUGUCACGGAAACUUGCUUGACCGUCACCCCGGAACGCCCCAUUAUGCUCGAAACUCCCGAGGAAGUGGACGAAAAGGUGGAAGUUGAGGGGCCCAUCGAAGAAGCACCUCAAGACGACGAACUCUCCCGAGAAGAACAGCAAGACCUCCAAGAAGAAGCCACCCGAGAAGAAUUGGAAACCACCCAAGAAGAAGAAGAAGAAGCACCAGAAGAAGAGAAGAAGGAAGAGACUGUAGACGGAUACGCUCUCGUUCCCUCCCCUCCUACCAUCCCUCGAGACGCGCUUUUGGACGGAACCUUUGAAGACUUCAUGACUCUUGAUGGCAAACCUGCCGAUGAGGUUGAUGUAGACGAGGUGGAAGCUCAAAUGGAGGCUGAUAACGAGUCCUUGGUUCAAGAUGAAGACGAGGAGGCCCAGGUUGAGGAAACCGAUGCUGAACCCGUCGCUGAAGAAGAGGAAGACGAGCAAGAGUUGGACCAACUUCCCACGGAAGACUCUGCCGCACCUGAACCGGAAACAGAAGAAUUCGACUUGUCGGUUGCUAGUAUUUUGGACGACAUGUCCAUUGAAAGCAUCAAAGAGGAAGCUGACGAGGAAGAACCCGAAGCCCAAGCCGUAGAGGCAGUUGUCGCGACUGAGGCCGAGGCACUGAUCUCCGAAGAAACGUUCUCCGCAGGAAGCACUCGUGAUUCGAUUGUGCUGGCCAAGGUGCUCGUCAAGUCCGAUCCGCCGGCCGAAAGCUCUUUCUCCGUUGUCACCGUGCUGCUCGCCCUUGUCGUCUUGGGCGUUGUGACGGCUGUUGUUGCUCACCAAGUGGAUCUUCUUGCACUUAACAUUGUUGAGCUCGAGAUGCCUUCUCUGGACUUGGAGAUGCCCGCUAUGAUCAGCAACAUGGAAAUGCCUUCGAUGCCUUCUCUGGACUUGGAGAUGCCCGCUAUGAUCAGCAACAUGGAACUGCCUUCGAUGCCUUCCCUUGACUUGGAGAUGCCCGCCAUGAUCAGCAACAUGGAAAUGCCUUCGAUGCCUUCGCUUGACUUGGAGAUGCCCGCCAUGAUCAGCAACAUGGAAAUGCCUUCGUUUGACUUGAGCGCCCUCGAUGCCCACAAGGAGAACGUGUCCGCCUUCCUCGACAUGGCCCAAGCCGAAGUGGAAGGAUAUGGCCGCAUUGUGAGUGCCUACCUCAAUGGUGCCGCCAACAACGAAGAAGCCGCCGAAAAAGUCGCUCGCCAAGUCAUUCCAGCCGUGCUCAAUCCUGCGUUGAUGCGCGAAGCAUGCAAGGGUGCUUACUGUGGAUUCGCCUAA